This is a messenger RNA of Acanthamoeba castellanii str. Neff, 1650 nucleotides long. RefSeq names its product ubiquitin specific protease 44 isoform 2, putative. The record is from RefSeq and is a predicted model, not a curated record. Gene Ontology annotation, biological process: protein deubiquitination. Gene Ontology annotation, molecular function: cysteine-type deubiquitinase activity. Lineage: Eukaryota; Discosea; Longamoebia; Acanthamoebidae. The coding region runs from base 1 to 1650 and encodes 549 amino acids. The transcript is spliced from 11 exons.
AUGAAGAAGAAGCAUGAACUUGAACGGGAUGCCAAGGAGGAGCAGGAGCCACACAGCGGGGAGGCAGAAGACGAGGGAGAAGCAGAGCGGAAGCAGAACAACGAUAAAGAGGAGACGCUGCACCAGGAGGGAGUCGUGGGCGAAGAGGAUGCGCCCGCUCCAGUCUUUGCCACUCCUCCACCACCGAAGCGCAGGGCCAAGAGGCGGAAGGGCUUGCUGGCCGACUUGGACAUGGACGGGCCGUCGCUCAGCUCGAUAUCAGCCGAGAUCCACAACAUUUUCCGGGUAGUGUGGUCCGGCCGCUGGGCGGUGGUGACUCCGUUCGCUCUGUUGGACGCGCUUUGGAAGUUCGUCCCUCGGUUCAGGAAUUACCAGCAGCAGGACGCGCAAGAGUUUCUGGUGUACCUUCUGGACAAGCUGCACGACGAGCUCACCUCGCUGAACGGCGGUAGAGAGGUGGUCGCGUCGCCGAGCGGCCAGAAACGCCAAGGGGAGAGCAUAAUCAGCAAGACGUUCAACGGGGAGCUGUUGAGCCAGGUGACCUGCUCGGCGUGCGGCAACGUAUCCAGCCGGCGAGAACCCUAUCUCGACCUUUUGCUGGACAUACCCAUCCAGCACGCGGGUGGUUCGCGCUCCACCCGUGGCAACAGGAAGACCAACGUGCCGUCGUGCAGCCUCUACGAUUGCCUCGACAGUUUUACGUGGCCCGAGAAGCUGACCGGCUACUAUUGUGAAAAGUGUAAAUCUAAUCAGGACGCCUCGAAGCGGCUCGCCAUCCAAACCCUUCCAGACCGAUUUUGCUGGACGACGACCUCUCGGGCCAAAGUGGACACCAAGGUCCUAUUCCCGCUCAUUGGUCUCGAUCUGUCCGCCUUUUGCAGCGAAGAGCGGGAGAAUGCCAUAUUCGACCUCAGCAGCGUCGUCAUCCACCACGGAUCGGGGCCGUCUGCGGGCCAUUACACCGCAUUUUGCUACCACACGGAGCAGGGCACCUGGCUGCACUUCAACGACUGCCGAGUGUCCGUUUCGUCUCCACAGGAGGCGGCAUCGGCACAGGCCUACAUGCUCUUCUACCAACGACGCAGCGCCAGCGACAGCAAGAUUCCAAUUCCCGCGGUCAUCCCGGCCGGAGGCGGAGAGCACAACAACGACAACAACGACAACCACAACAACAGCAACAAGCGGAAACAGAGGCGGGGAACCAAGAAGAGCAAGGAGACAGACGGCGAGGAAGAGGAUGUAGAUGGUGAUGAUGAUGAAAAGGAAGCGGCGGGCAAGCGGAAGCAGCGCGGGACUGCCAAACGGCGACGAGUUGACGAGGCGGACGAGAAGAAGCAGCAGCGGCGGGACGAGAGGGAUCUGGAGGCGCUGAAGCGGGACGAGUUGGUGGUCGCCCUCAGGAAGCGAGGGCUCAGGACCACGGGCGCCAAGGCCGUCCUGCUGAAGCGACUCCAGGACGCCAUACGUCACGACAACGACGACGAUGAUCAAGCUGAUGAUGAUGGCGAUGGCGAUGAUAGCGGUGGCCGUGAUGAUGGUGAUGAUAGCGAACAGGAAAACGAGAAAACCAGCAAGCCAAGGCCGGCGGCAGAUUCAGGAGUGACGAAGAGGAGGCUUGCCAAACGCACAAACAGGGGAACCAACAAAUAA